Molecule: messenger RNA, 3796 nt
Organism: Closterium sp. NIES-67
Lineage: Eukaryota; Viridiplantae; Streptophyta; Zygnematophyceae; Desmidiales; Closteriaceae
Source: the annotation of a GenBank genome assembly
GGAAGAACUCUCAGCAGACCGCCAUAGCAGUGAAGUCGCAGAAACCGUAGCACUGAGAGGAACGACGAGUAAAUAGAAGCGCACUCGUGAGGGGGCUGGGCUGCAGGAGAGGAGAGGCGCUCGUAAUGCCGCAUUGUUAGGUCAAGGAAACCUGAAGCAAUCCAGCGAGCUGGUUUUCAAGACAGGACCUCAGUCUUAGGGCUCAGCGGUUUCGUCACGGACAGUGUCGUCAGCUGGAAGCGUCAACUGGAAGCGGGCGCUACCUUUUUUCCGCGGCUUAGACCAAUAGUCCGUUUUUACGGCCACCUAGGACUGAUUUGUAGAGAUUUAUUCAGGAGCUGAUUCGUAAGCUUAUUUAGGGUGUUGAACGGACGAGCGUCGCGAUGAGGAAAAAGGUGGAUGCGAGGAUUCGAACCCUCGUCGAGAAUGGCGUCAAGUCGCGGCAGCGGUCCAUGUUCGUCAUCGUGGGGGACAAGGGGCGAGAGCAGGUGGUGAAUCUCCACUACAUGCUUUCCAAGGCGGUGGUGAAGGCACGGCCGAACGUGCUCUGGUGCUACAAGAAGGAUCUCUUCCUCAGCAGCAAUCGGAAAAAGAGGAUGAGGCAGAUGAAGAAGAUGAUGCAGCGGGGGCUGCUGGACCCCGAGAAGGAGGACCCCUUUGCGCUCUUCCUGGCGUCCACGGCCAUCCGCUACUGCUACUACGCCGAGACGCACAAGAUCCUCGGAAACACAUUCGGCAUGUGCGUGCUGCAGGACUUCGAGGCUCUGACCCCCAACCUGCUGGCGCGCACAAUAGAGACGGUGGAAGGGGGCGGAAUCAUUGUGCUGCUGCUGUCGUCGCUCACUUCGCUCUCCCGCCUCUUCACACUUGCUAUGGACGUGCAUGCAAGAUACAGGACGGAAUCGCAUGGGGACGUGGUGGGGCGCUUCAACGAGCGCUUUAUCCUCUCCCUCGCCUCCUGCCGCACCUGCUGUGUGAUGGACGACGAGCUCAACAUCCUGCCGCUGUCCUCGCACAUGCGGCACCUGCAACCCACGCCACAGACAGAGGGCGAAACCGUGGAGUCAGAAUCCGACAGAGAGCUGCGCGAGUUGAAGGAAUCUCUAGCGGACACGCAGCCAGUGGGCGCCCUAGUAGCCACGUGCCGCACGCUCGACCAAGCAAAGGCGGUGGUGACGUUCCUUGAUGCCGUGUCGGAGAAGACCCUGCGGUCCACCGUUGCCAUCACUGCCGCCAGAGGGCGGGGGAAAUCUGCAGCUCUGGGCGUGGCUGUGGCCGGUGCUGUGGCGCUGGGCUACUCCAACAUAUUCGUCACGGCCCCGAGCCCCGAGAAUCUCAAGACACUCUUUGAGUUUGUGUUCAAGGGGUUUGAUGCUGUCGGGUACAAGGAGCACAUCGACUAUGAGCUCGUCGAGAGCACCAACCCUGCCUUCAACCGAGCCAUAGUGCGAGUGAAUGUGUUUCACCAGCACAGGCAGACCAUCCAGUACGUGAUGCCCCAGCAUGCAGAGAGGGUGCAGCAGGCCGAGCUGCUGGUGAUAGACGAGGCAGCGGCCAUCCCCCUGCCGAUGGUGAAGGCUCUCCUGGGGCCGUACCUGGUGUUCAUGGGGUCUACAGUCAACGGGUAUGAGGGCACGGGCCGCUCCCUCUCUCUCAAGCUCAUCCAGCAGCUGAGAGAACAGUCCAAAGGGGCUGCUGCUGCCGGCGCUACGUCUGCUGGUGCUGCUUCAAGCGCGGAUGGCAGAGGCAGUGGCAGUGGGGUGACUGUGCGGGUGCUGCGGGAGGUGGAGCUGCAGGAGCCGAUCCGCUAUGCCGAGGGGGACCCCGUGGAGAAGUGGCUCAACCACCUGCUGUGCCUCGAUGCCACGUCCCACGUGCCCAAGCUGCAAGCUCGCAUGCCCCAUCCAGACGAGUGUGAGCUCUUCUACGUCAACCGAGACACGCUCUUCUCCUUCCACUCUGCCUCUGAGCUCUUCCUCCAGAGGAUGAUGGCACUGUACGUGUCGUCUCAUUAUAAGAACACUCCCAAUGAUCUGCAGCUCAUGUCAGACGCGCCAGCGCACCACCUAUUCGUUCUGCUUGGCCCAGUGGACGAGUCUCAAACGUCCCUGCCCGACAUUCUGUGUGUGCUGCAGGUGUGUCUGGAGGGCGAAAUAUCGAAGGCAUCAGCCCUAAAGGGUUUAUCCCAGGGCCAUCAGCCCACGGGCGACCUCCUACCGUGGACGCUCUCCCAGCAGUUCCAAGACUCCGAGUUCCCUUCGCUCUCCGGCGCUCGGGUUGUGCGCAUAGCCGUUCAUCCCGAUCUGAUGCACGCGGGAUACGGGUCCAGAGCCGUUGAUCUGCUGUCCAGAUACUAUGAGGGGCAACUGACAAGUAUGGGGGAGGACGACAGUGAGGAGGAGAGCGAGGAGGAAGAGGAGGGCCGGCAGAAGUCCCAGGCUGCUUCCAAGGCUGUCCAAGAGGCUUGGGAGAAUGGAUCGGCAUCACUGUUGGAAGAGCAAAUCGCCCCGCGAUCGGGACUGCCUCCCCUGCUGCAGCCAGUGGGGGAGAGGCGGCAGGAGCAGCUGCACUAUGUGGGCGUGUCGUUUGGACUGGCGCAGCAGCUGUUCAACUUCUGGAAGCGACAGGAGUUCGUGCCUCUAUAUGUCAGGCAAACUCCAAGCGACAUCACAGGAGAGCACACGUGCAUCAUGCUCAAACCCCUCAGAAACGACGAUGUGGGCGGGGCAGACUCCAAGGACUCGUGGCUCGGGUCCUUCACACAAGACUUCCAGCGUCGCUUCCUCUCUCUUCUCGGCUUCUCCUUCAGGCCCCUGCCGCCCGCCCUUUGCCUCAGCAUCCUGGAUCCACAGAUCGAGUUCUCCGAGGCGCAAGCAAGGGACGCGGCAGUGCCUGCAGGGCUGAUGGAAGGGCGGGCGGCGCUUCUGUCGCCGUACGACAUGAAGCGGCUGGAGUCAUACGCCAACAACCUGGUGGACUACCACCUGAUUAUGGACCUCAUCCCCCCUCUCGCCCGCCUCUACUUCCUCGGCCUCAUCCCGGCGUCUCUCUCCUACGCCCAAGCUGCCAUUCUGCUGUCCUUUGGUCUCCAGCACCACGAGCUGUCCACCAUAGAGGCGAACCUUCGGCUGCCCGGGACUCAGGUGCUCGCUCUUUUCAACAAGGCCAUCCGCAAGAUCCACGGGGUGCUGUACGCUGCUGCUGCGCGCACCAUCGAGGCUGCGCUUCCUAGAAUCAAGGAGGUUGACCUCCGGCCUCACCCCCAGUCAGUGGACGAAGAUUUGGCAGAGGCAGCAGAUCAGGCAAAGAAGGUGAUCAAAUCCCGGCUGGAGGGAGGAGCAGAACCCGGAACUGCCACCGUGCUGACGUCACUGACAGCUGGACAGAUGCAGGAAUUCGCGAUGGACGGUCGAGAUAAGGACUUCGAGGCUGCUAUCGCUGCAGGUGGCGGGAAGCUGCCAGGAAGCGGGGUGCUGAGCGUGAAGGCACAGGGAGGAGGGAAGAAGAGGGGUGGUGGUGGGGGGGAUGGGGAUGGGGAUGGGGAUGGGGAUGGUGGGGAUGGGGGGAAGAAGAGGAUGAAGAGUGGGGCCAAGGGGAAAGGUAAGGGCAAGGGAGGAAGAGGGUAGACAUAAGUAGAGGCAAGGGGAGAGGAGUCAUGGUUGAAACGAUGAUGCUCACAGUGCACACGUAGAUAACAAAUAGUUCCAUUGGUAUCACCAUGCACAUCUUACACAUACCGUUGAUUGAAUGUUCUCCAUUGUUAUUUCUGAGAUGUUUUUCAAAACCUAUCACUUAU